AGUCCAUAGCUCUACGAGGAUGGAUUCGAGCUCUUCUCCUUCGAGCACGAUCUCCGUGAAGGGUACAAUCCCCGUGGCUUCAACUUUCGUCUCUCCUUCGAUCAAUUUCCCUUCGCCUCCGGCCAAUGCUUCCUUCGGCGACCGGAAACCCAUUGCUCUGUGGCCGGGAAUGUACCAUUCGCCGGUGACAACCGCUCUGUGGGAAGCCAAGUCGAAGAUCUUAGUGAGACAGCUCGACCCGCCGAAAGACGCGCCUCCGCAGAGCGCCUUGCUUACGAAAACUCCGUCGCAAAGCAGGACGUGUAUACUGUAUAACUUCUCCUCUGAUUUUGUACUGAGAGAGCAGUACAGAGAUCCAUGGAAUGAGGUUCGGAUUGGGAAAUUGCUUGAAGAUCUUGACGCCCUAGCGGGAACUAUUUCCGUCAAGCACUGCUCUGAUGACGAUAGCACGACAAGGCCUCUGCUACUGGUCACUGCUUCUGUAGACAAGAUUGUCCUGAAGAAGCCAAUUAGUGUUGACAUUGAUCUCAAAAUAGUUGGUUCUGUCAUAUGGGUUGGCCGAUCCUCAAUUGAGGUCCAGCUUGUGGUAUCUCAGUCCAAAGAAGUUGCAGAGGGCUCUAAUGAUUCAGACUCUGUAGCACUCACAGCCAACUUCAUAUUUGUUGCACGGGACUCAAAAACUGGAAAGGCAGCUCCAGUUAAUCGACUUUCGCCUGAAACUGAACCUGAGAAGUUACUUUUUGAACAACGUGAGGCAAGACAUAAUUUUAAGAAAAGGAAAAGAGGAGGGGAGUGGAAGGAUUUGGAGAAUGGAAAUCUAAAUAGACUCAAAUCUCUGUUGGCAGAGGGAAGAGUUUUCUGUGACAUGCCUGCCUUGGCUGAUCGUGACAGCAUUCUUCUGAGGGAUACCCGCCUUGAGAACUCUCUAAUCUGCCAGCCUCAGCAGCGGAACAUCCAUGGCCGAAUCUUUGGAGGAUUUUUAAUGCAUAGAGCAUUUGAAUUGGCUUUCUCAACAGCAUAUGCUUUUGCUGGAUUGGUUCCAUGCUUUCUUGAAGUUGAUCAUGUUGAUUUCUUAAAGCCUGUUGACGUCGGGGAUUUCUUGCGUUUCAAGUCCUGUGUUCUUUAUACCGAACUUCACGAUCCAGAUCAGCCACUGAUCAAUGUUGAAGUUGUUGCUCAUGUUACUAGACCUGAGCUGCAAUCUAGUGAGGUAUCAAAUACUUUCCAUUUCACUUUCACAGUACGUCCUGAGGCAAAGGCAAUGAAAAAUGGCUUGAAACUUCUAAAGGUAGUACCAGCUACAGAAGAAGAAGCUCGUUUAAUAUUAGAGCGCAUGGAUGCUGAUAGUGAUAGUUUGCAAUGAUCUUGAGAAGGAUCAUUUGUACGCUGGUGAAUUAAACAAGAAUUGGCAGGAAGAGAAAAUGGGGUAAAGCUAUAAUUAGGUUUUAACUUAAGGAGAAAAAGUGUAAUUCCCCUGCUUAUUUUACCACGGUCCAUUGAUAAUGCUAGUAUUUUGCAGCGCAAGUACUUUCUGCUCCGAUCCCUACCAUGGAACACAUCCUCUACCCAACGUGAGAGGGAGGGUUGGAUUUGGUCCGAAAUGUUAUGCCUAAUUAUUUCAAGGGUUAUAAUUAAUUUAUUUAUGUAAUUU
Messenger RNA from Neltuma alba, 1651 nucleotides. Its product is annotated as acyl-coenzyme A thioesterase 9, mitochondrial. Bases 20 to 1363 code for a protein of 447 amino acids. The transcript has 5 exons. Lineage: Eukaryota; Viridiplantae; Streptophyta; Magnoliopsida; Fabales; Fabaceae. Gene Ontology annotation, biological process: acyl-CoA metabolic process. The record is from RefSeq and is a predicted model, not a curated record. Gene Ontology annotation, molecular function: fatty acyl-CoA hydrolase activity.